Messenger RNA from Ectocarpus siliculosus, 2374 nucleotides. Lineage: Eukaryota; Phaeophyceae; Ectocarpales; Ectocarpaceae. The record is from the annotation of a GenBank genome assembly.
AGCACACGGAGCAGAGCGCGGAACAUGACAUGAGACCAACCACCUCGCCACUUACGGCGAUGUUGACGAGGUUGACAACGGUGCUUGUCGUCUCGUUGAGCCAUGUCGCGCUCGCAGGAGCGCAACAGGGCGAGCUAGUGGCGGCAGCAGCCGGUCUGUUCGAGCGCCGGAAGUUCGACGAAGCAGAGUCGGUCCUUCGGCAGGCACUCUCCGAGUCCCCUUCCAACCCGCCCGCCCUGGUGUUGCUGGGGAGGGUACGGGCCACGACCGGGAAGCUUGACGAGGCCGAAAGGCUCUACAGGGUCGCGCUGGAAGCGUCGCCGAGAAACGCUCCCGCCCACCACGCCCUGGCCAAGGUUUUCGCGUUCCAGCAAAGAUGGGCGGAAGCGAAGGAAUCGUUCGAGCGAUCGCUGGAGGCCGACGCCGACAACGCCGAGGCCUGGUUGGGCCUGGGAAGGGUCAGCAUGGCCACGGGAAACGAGGAAGCCGCGGAGCGACACUACGCGAGGAGCCUGUCUCUGGACCCUUCGAACGCGCUUCUUCACUUCGAUAUGGGCGUUCUCAGCUGCAAGAGAGGACAGGUGAUUGCGGCAGACGAAGCGUUCGCGAGGGCGGGCGAGCUCAACCCCAAGCUGGACCUGACGGUAGUGGCCCAGAUGUUCACCGCUUACGACAUGCUGGAGCAAGCGAGGGACACCUACAAGCGACUCCUCCAAAAGGACCCUAACGAUGCGGUGCACCAGCUCGCCUACGGGGAACUGUGCGAGGCGCUCAAUGACGAAGAAGGCGCGAGAGACGCUUACGACGAGGCGUUACGCGUUGACCCGGGGAUGGGCAAGGCCCACUUCCGGAAGGCGCUACUUCUGACGGGGACGGGAGUAACGAACCAGGCGGCGCUGCACGCUUUCGGCCUGAACGCGGAAGAAGCGAAGCACCACCUGAGGGAGGCGGUGGCUUCCGGGGAGGAGGGGACGGCCAUCUCCGCGGCGGAGGCGCUCAAGUGGUGUGAGAUGGAGGAACGAGAGGUGCAAGAGUGGAGCAGAGCACUCCGAGAAGACCCACAAGAAACAAGAGAACGGCUUCCGGGAGAACGAAGAGACCGCCAAGGAGAAGGAGGAAUUGGCACCGGAGGUGACAAGACCGGGCGUCGCAAUGAGCCUGCAGGUGCAGGGGGAAAGCGAGAAGGGGCUGCGUCGGCGUGGGUGGAGGAGGCCGGGGGGUAUCUGUCCCUCCCGGAGGUGGAGAUUUCGGGUCCCGAAGAGUUCAUGGAGGCGUUUGUCAACAAGAGCAAGCCCGCGGUUAUCAAGAACUUUCAGGAUGGGUUUGCCCCUAAGGAAGCGUGGUCAUGGACGGCGCUGUCGGAGAGGUUCGGGGACAGCAUGGUACGAGUUAGCCUCAGCGAAACGGGAAGGUAUUCGACGGGCCGGAACCGGGAGACAUGUGGGGGCUCGCCCCCGGGGACGAGGUGCUCGUGCGCCCCCCCGCGCACCUCGAUGGCGUUUUCCGACUUCGUGCGGCUGCUGAGGCAGGAAGGGAUCAAGGAAACGUUUUAUCUCGAAUACUUGGCCCUGCACCAGUACCUCGGCACUACAAUGGCGGAGAUGGUCCCGCUACCCGCAGCUGCCUCUGAAAGCGGGCUCGAGCUCCUCCUCACCAACCUUUGGGUAGGAAAAGGAGGAACGACGGCCGUCCUCCCCUACGACGACUACGAAAACCUCCUCUGCCAGGUUAGGGGCACGAAGGAGCUGGUGCUGUUCCCCCCCAAGGACCUGGAGAACCUGUACUACGUCGGCAGGAGGAAGGGCAAGCUCAAGUACCACUUCCCCGGAAAGUGGACGAGAGACGAGCUGGAUGGGCCGAACAAGGUGAUCUUCAGCUCCUCCGUUCGGCUCGACGACCCCGACUUCGAACGCCACCCAAGGUUGAAGCGUUGUCGGCCAUACCGUGUGGUCUUACAGGAGGGAGAUGUCCUCUACAUGCCUGCCUUCUGGCACCACGAGGUCCGCUCGUACCCAGACGCUGAAGAGGGCAACGUGGCCGUCAACUUCUGGUUCCGAAACGUCACGAGUUUCGCCGAGGAGGAACGCGACGUGCUUGGCAUCGGUGGCGAGCCGAGCCGGACCGAGCUCUGAGAAGAUGUAAAGUCUCCCCAUCCGCUUUUACCCGACGUUUGACACGAAUGCCCGCGCGCGUGUGGAUGAGGGGGGUCCGAAAAUUGUUCUUUUGCUUACGCUUUUUUUUGUCGUUGUUCAACUUAGAAUAGCUUGUUGCAGGGUGCGUGACGCGCGGCCGAGAUCCUUUCUCCGUUGUCUUGUAGUCGCACGACCAUUGAGUUCGUGCUAAGGCUGAGUCCUCGUCUCGCAAUGGUUUGGAG